AUGGCGGCUGUUAUGAAGCUGAAGACGCUGCAGGGACAUCUGCAGGAGUUGAGUGGGUUUGAGAAGCCAAAAGUACAACUGGAGCAGUAUGAGACUCCUCCACACAUUGCUGCAAUUGCUCUUUACACAAUGCAGACACAAUAUGAAGCUCUAGAAGGCAAGCUAGUGCUCGACGCAGGCUGCGGGCCGGGCGCGCUGAGCUUCGGCGCAGCGUUGCUCGGGGCAGCCGUCACCGCCGUCGACGUCGACGCGGACGCCUUGAACGUACUACAAGAAAAUAAAGAUGACACUGACAUUGCCAAUGUUGAUGUGGUGCAGUGCAAUUUCCUUGGACCAAGUGUUUGUAGAUGGGAAAAUUACUUCGACACAGUUGUGAUGAACCCGCCGUUCGGCACGAAGAACAACGCCGGCAUCGACUUGCGGUUUUUACGCGCCGGGCUUGAUCUCAGCUGCGACAGUGUCUACUCGCUACACAAGUCUUCUACAAGGACACACAUACAAAAGAAAAUCAAAGAGUGGGGCGUAAAGGGCACCGUGAUAGCGGAGCUGCGCUACGACCUGCCGGCGACGUACAAGUUCCACAAGCAACAGUCGCGCGACAUCGCCGUCGAUCUGUGGCGGGUGCACCACCCCUGCUAGGAGUAAAUCACUUCACACAUCUUACUUGAUUCAGUCGUCCUAACCGGCAUCCUAACUAGGAUGUUUAAAAAUAUUCCUAGUUGGCGCAUUUUUUUAAAGAUCCUAGACUAAACUCUUACCCACUUAUUCAUAAACGUGUACUAAAGUUACGAUGCCGCUAAUCAUCCUUUGUCCCUUUCCGACGUAUUGGUAUGAUGGAAAGGGACAAACGAUGAUUAGCGGUAUCGUAACUUUAGUACACGUUUAUGAAUAAAGGGGGUACUAAACGCGGUUACACGCGCGGUUAAUUCUGAAUAAAGUAAGACAUGUGAAGCGCUUAAGGUUAGGUUGGGUGGGUAGCUAUACAAUGUACAAUUGUAAAGUCGCCAUCAGAUAUGCUCCGAUAUAUCGGCCAAGGUGGUCACAAAUAUGUGAACACGCCUCUAUUGCCAAGGCGUUAGAGUGCGUGUUCAGAUAUUUGUGACUAUGACAACCUUGGCCGCUCCGACAUAUCUGAUGCCGACUGUAAUAUGUAUAAUAAUUGUAUAUGCUCAGGAACUACCUCUUAGGCUUAGAAAGUGACGCUUCUCUGUAGAAGUUGGGAAAGUAAAAUGCGCCGUGAUAGCGGAGCUGCGCUACGACCUGCCGGCGACGUACAAGUUCCACAAGCAACAGUCGCGCGACAUCACCGUCUAUCUGUGGUGUGGCACGUAGUUUGGAUACGUGCGCGGUUAUCAAAUCGAACGAAUUUUCGCAGUCUGAAAACAACUGACAAUUUUUGAAGCUUUUUAUUUUACCGCAACGAUUUUUUUUUGGUAAUUCAUGGCAAGGUACUGCAACUGUAGACACGUAUAACACGUUUACGUCAAAGAUAUUAUUAUGGCCUAGAUGGUGAUUAAAGUGCAGUAAGGUGCUAGCUAUUAAAAAAGACAGAAAAGUUCGAUUAUCUCAAAAAACCAUGAUACUUUUACUAGACCUAUGAGUGCAUUAUCUAGACCAGCCUAAGGUGGCCUGUCGGUGGUUAGAAGGUUAUCUUCGUGUCAUGUCACGUACGGUGGGCAUGCGUUGUGGAGCAGAAUCUCGUAUUGUGUUUAGGGAAUGCUCCCGGUACAUAGUUUGUAUGGCAAUUCUCGGGGAGUCCCGGUUACGGUACUGAAUUUGUAUAUAAAACCACUUCCUAAUUGUGUCACUAACACUAGUAUUUUACCCAAUCUGACCAUAGUUGUAAUUUAUGAAUUAAGGUAUAUUCUGGUAAUUCCAAAUCACCUCCGAACAUCAGGUAAAGGUGCAUCCUUAACGCAGUUAAGCAAUAUUGCAACACGGUAGCAUUAGGUGAUCUACUUAAUUACUUACUGUUACAGCGUGGGUGCACCUUAAUUAAGAAAACGACCCAUAAUUCUACGAUCAAAGUCCAUUUCCGGAAUUACCCGAUCGUUAGCGAUUUAAAAUAAGCACCCAAAUGCACCUUACCUACGGUUCACAAAUAUAUUUUUAUUUAUUGCUAUUUUAGCUUAAUGUAGAAUAUCUAUAAUAGAGUGCUAAAAGUUAACCCUUCAUGUGGCAUACAUCAUUAAGUUUUUAGGAACUACUUUCUGUAAACUAAUGAAAUUUAAAAGACAUAUCUUGCUACGGGAAUUUGCCACGCGAAGGGUUGACUUUUAAUGGACGACGGCAGCAGCGUACUUGAUUACGGUUUAUAAUCAAAUGAAAAGUCAAACCAAAACCAGAUUUGAGGCAAAAUUUCGAGAUUCGCCUCGUCUAUUCGUAGAUUUAUAUGUAUACCUCUAUCCAUCGGCUCCUCCUCGCAUAGCAAUAUUGUUACUUUCCAAAACUACAACAAAAAGUACUGAGGCAGACUGAAAUAGUAUGUAUGUCAAAUAGGAACGUUUCCGAGAAAAUAUGAUGGGAUAGGUUGAUAGGCCAAUUAGACCCACAUUCAAACGGGCCUGAUGUUAGGCCCGACGUUGAGCCCGAGUAAGAGUAUUUUUCCCUUAAAGCAAAUAUCAGCACAUCUUUUACAAUAUUUGACAUGUAAAAAAUACUUUUCACCUCAGCAGCUCGAACAAGCCUACUUUCGUCAUUCCAGGGAGUGUGGAAAGUGUGAUUUUCCUCACUCCAGGGAGUGGGACAAAGUAGCUUUUUAAUUUAGUGAAUGCCAUGAAUACAGGAAUAAAAACUUUACUUGAUGUUGAAUUUUUUUUAACCUUUAAUAUGUUCUCACUACUGAAGUGAAAAGUUGUAUGUGUCACACGAGAGCAAAGUUAUUUUACAUCUCUUGUUUUUGAGUCCUCAAGAUCAGACUCAAAAUCAACACUCGCAAGAAAAACUAACUUUCCUCUCUUGUUGCACAAAUAACUAUUGUCUCUAAUUGCGAAAAAUGUUCAAUGUUAGAUAUUUUUGCAUAUGAACCAUUUUUUUGCUGUGCUAUGUGUACAUGUGCUGAUAUUUGAUUAUCAGGCCCGGCGUCGGGGCAGACAUCGGGCCCGAUAUCGGGAAGCUGUGUGGCGUUCCACGGGUAAAGGUACCUUAUGGCGGUCGGCGCUUCCGCUGUUGUUAAAGACACUCCUAUACUAAAGCGCCAACCGCCAUAUGGUACUUUUAUCCGUGGAACGACACAUAGUAUUCUCGCGCAACAAAGUAUAGAAACUGCGACAGGGACACAGUUGCUACGCGAGGUGGGGCAGUAUGUUUAUUUUUAUAGUAAAUAUUAUUAGGUACAAUUUAUAUUUUUUUUAUUAUAAAUCCAAAUACCAAGUAAGUAUAUUUGAAUUGGAUCAGAUAUAUGUUGACUGUAAAAAGAUAAGUUUAUUGUUUUAAUUGAACACAAGGUAAAUUUGAAAUAUAUAUCCAAAUUAAAUCCGAGUCUAAAAACUUAUGUUUUUAAUGAAGUAUAUAAUGGAGCCGGACGUACUAUUAUAAGAAUUGAAUAACAAAAUUAAUAUUUGUAAGCAUGUGUUUAUCAAAAACAACAGACUUUUUUAAUCUUAGAUGAAAACAUUUGUAAAAUUAUACUUUACUAACACGAUGGAUGAAUAAAGAACGAUAAAACACAAAAUAAA
Molecule: messenger RNA, 3677 nt
Organism: Cydia pomonella (codling moth)
Lineage: Eukaryota; Metazoa; Arthropoda; Insecta; Lepidoptera; Tortricidae
Gene: Mettl5
Product: rRNA N6-adenosine-methyltransferase METTL5
Exons: 4
Coding region: 1-639 (212 amino acids)
Biological process (GO): rRNA methylation
Molecular function (GO): rRNA (adenine-N6-)-methyltransferase activity; nucleic acid binding
Source: RefSeq, a predicted model, not a curated record